CUUUGAACCUCUAAGAGACAACCCGGGGCGGCCCCUUUAAAAACUCUUCAUUCUUUCACUGAAAGGAAGCUGAAGUUCCAUCCUAACUAAAACGGGGGAAAAAAACAAACAAAACAAAAGCAAAAAAAAAAAAAAGAAAACACGAAUCUGCUGCGCUAAGGUGAAAAAGGACUUCUGGUACCUGCUUAUUAGCUUGUUCGACUUAACGUUAGUGACGUAUUUGUUCUUUGUGGGUCAUUUUGGAUGAUAGUAAAAGGAGGUAAUGUUUAAAACUACAGUUCCCAGGCGUCAGAGCAGUGAAAGUUAAUGUGUUUGAGGAUAGGAAACAAAGUUUAAGUUAAGCUAGCGAGUGUGACGUCAAUGUUAGCUUAAUGGAAAAAGGCAUUUAAGGAAAAACGGUCCAGUUUCUGGAGUAUUCAGCUAGCUAGCAAUCAGCUAGACUCUAUAUGUUCAGUUACAAUCCGUACAGAUAACUAUAUUAAUAUUAACACGUCCAAGAUGUGUAUUUUUUUCUGUUUCUCGUGUUUUCAGGACAUUUCCUAUUUAUUUGAGCCUCUUUGGUCCUCCUUCGCCCUCAGCCAACCUCAACAAUGUCAGACGACCUCUGUGGUGUAUCUGGACCCAAGACCCUCAAGCCCCAGAGAUCCCUCCCAGGGACGCCAGUUUCUCUUUCCCAGCCCCCAGUCAACCUGCGAGCAUCCAUGGAGGAAAAGUACAAAGAGCUUGCUGAGGAGCUGUUCACACGCAGCAUGACAGAGAGCGAGAUGCGAAGUGCCCCCUAUGAGUUCCCAGAGGACAGUCCCAUCGAGCAGCUGGAGGAACGACGGCACCGCCUAGAGAGGCAAAUCAGUCAGGACAUUAAGCUUGAGCCAGAGAUCUUACUGCGUGCCAAACAGGACUUCAUGAAAAUCGACAGUGCUGCAGACCUUGAGUCAAUGAAGGAGAAAAGCGUGGACACGGUUGAUAUGGGCUUUAAGGAGCGGCAAAUGCCGAUGGAAAAAGAGUACCAGCGCGUCUCAAUAUCUGGAGAAGAAAAAUGCGGGGUGCCGUUCACUGACCUGGUAGAUGCUGCCAAAUGUGUGGUGAAGGCCUUAUUAAUCCGGGAGAAAUACAUCUAUCGUUCCAUGCAGACCUUUUGUAAGACCACAGCUCACGCCCUGCAGGACCUUGGGACGAACUCUCUGGAGCUGGGAGUUUAUGAUGACAUACUAGAGACCCCUGUAGAUGCAGAUGCCCCUGUUCACCCACCCGUCUCCGAGACACACCCAUACGACAAUCAGGACCCCAAGAAUAUGCCAGCAGAUACAGGAUAUGGUUGUAAGAUGGUUGAUGGGGUCAUACACGUCUUCAACAAGAAAACAAACAUGGACAAAAGCACAGAACUCGACCUACCGUAUCCUGACCUGAAGGAGUACAUAGCAGACAUGAAUGUAAUGAUGUCCCUCAUUAUCAACGGUCCAGUGAAAUCUUUUUGCUACCGCCGCCUGCAGUACCUGAGCUCCAAAUUUCAGAUGCACAUCUUGCUGAAUGAGAUGAAGGAGCUGGCAGCUCAGAAGAAGGUUCCUCACAGAGACUUCUACAACAUCAGAAAGGUGGACACACACAUACAUGCAUCAUCCUGCAUGAACCAGAAGCAUCUUCUGCGAUUUAUCAAGAAAGCCAUGAAGAAAUACCCCGACGAGAUUGUUCACGUUGAGCGGGGACACGGUCAGACCCUCCGAGAUGUUUUUGAGACCAUGAACUUGACAGCGUACGACCUGAGUGUAGACACACUCGACAUGCACGCGGAUCGAAACACAUUUCAUCGGUUUGAUAAGUUCAACUCCAAAUACAACCCCAUUGGAGAGUCUAUCCUCAGGGAGAUCUUCAUCAAGACGGACAAUUAUGUGGAAGGAAAAUACUUUGCUCAUAUAGUUAAGGAGGUGAUGUUUGACUUGGAGGAGAGUAAAUACCAGAACUCUGAGUUAAGACUGUCCAUCUAUGGUCGCUCCAGAGACGAAUGGGACAAGCUGGCAGAGUGGGCUGUCAAACAUAGAGUGUACUCUGAUAAUGUGCGCUGGCUUAUCCAGGUGCCGCGUCUGUUUGAUGUGUACCACACAAAGAAGCAGCUGGCUAACUUCCAGGAGAUGUUGGAGAAUGUCUUCAUGCCUCUAUUUGAGGUCACCAUAGAUCCUGCCAGUCAUCCUGAGCUGCAUCUCUUCCUGGAGCAUGUGGUGGGCUUUGACAGCGUGGAUGACGAGUCCAAGCCUGAACAACACAUUUUUAACCUGGACAGCCCACUGCCCGCUGAAUGGACAGAGGAGGACAACCCACCCUACUCCUACUAUCUCUACUACACCUACGCCAACAUGACUGUGCUGAACCACCUGCGAAGACGUCGAGGGUUUCAUACAUUCGUUCUGCGACCUCACUGUGGUGAAGCGGGUCCGAUCCAUCACCUGGUGUCAGGGUUCAUGUUGUCAGAGAAUAUUUCCCACGGACUGCUGCUCAGAAAGGCCCCUGUGCUUCAGUAUCUUUACUACCUGGCUCAGGUUGGCAUUGCCAUGUCACCGCUCAGCAACAACAGCCUGUUCCUUAGUUACCACCGCAACCCGCUGAUGGAGUAUUUGUCCAGAGGUCUCAUAAUCUCUCUGUCCACCGAUGAUCCCCUUCAGUUCCACUUCACCAAGGAGCCACUGAUGGAAGAGUACAGCAUCGCGGCUCAGGUGUGGAAAUUGAGCUCAUGUGACAUGUGUGAGCUGGCUAGAAACAGUGUCCUGAUGAGUGGAUUUUCACACAAGGUCAAGAGCUACUGGCUUGGCCCCAGUUACUAUAAAGAAGGUCCUGAGAGCAACGACAUCCGCCGCACCAACGUUCCCGAUAUCCGUGUUGCAUACCGCUUUGAGACGCUCACCGAGGAGCUCAACCUCAUCACCCAUGCCGUGCGCACAGACGAGCUGGACAGUAUCGAUGAAGAGGAAACGCUAACCAUGGGUCCCGUCUUGGGAGGGCGCUGAAACCACAGCCUCCACGCACCUACCCCGCCUAUUUCCAUUAGUCCCCUCGACUCUGCUGCCCACUCAGCAUACCGCUGAAAACAUGUGAUGUGAGAGAAAAAUCUGCUGCUCUUUACACACCACUGUAGACGUUUGCUGCACUGCUAUAGCUGUGUAGCCAAUAAACAGCCAAGGUUUCAGUGCUGCCAUUAUUUUAAUUUAGUCAAUGUUCAAUUUUGUUUGGGUGCAAGAAAAUCUAAUUGUAUGUUUUAAGUUUCCCAAUUUUUUUAAACCUUUAGCUUAGUCUCUGUUGCUCUAGCACACGUUUGUUUUUUUUUAUUAUUGUAAUUGAACACAAGAUAAACUGUGCUCUGAUUAUAGAUGCAGAGUAGCCAUAUUUGCAAACCGGGAUCCGUGUCAGAGGUUGGUCAAUCCUUGAAGAGCAACAAACUCGACAACGUUUUGUGUGCGAUGCUUGCUGUAGCUUAAGAUCCAUUGUUUGUCAAGUUGCACUGUCAUAGUCAAUCUUGUGGGAUUCCAAAAAGCUCAAAAAGUAAUAUAUGAGAAAGAAACAUUCCUAAAAGAAGUCAUUUAUUUGUCAUGUUAUAGUUUUAAUGUAGCACAGAUAUAAAGAGCACAAAGAAAUGUGAAUGAAUGCUAACUGUUAGCAUUGUUGGAGCUCGGUCACAUCGGUUUAGUUCGUUGCAUGCACCAAGCUCUUCAUAAGCACCAAAAUAAGACCUUCGCCGUUCCUUUCCAUUAGUACUUAGAAGCAGUGCAUGUCCAGUUUGUUCUUUCUGUCUCCUUCUUAGUGAAUCUCCACCCCAGGCCUGCAGAUGGAGCUGAAACCAGCCUGCAGAACGCUCAGUGUGAAGAAGCUUUUCACCUUGGCCUUGAUCUCUAGUUCAGCUCAAGUACUUUCCUGCAUGCCCGCAUGGCAACUUGUUUACAUUCGACUGUCAUGUAAAGCAUCCUAACUCUGCAUGGUGAAAACGAGCAGACCGUGCUGGGACAUGGUGAAGGUUCUGUAGCCUUAUGGUCUCAUAGUUAUAUAUCACUCCACAUGAUCCUGCCUCUCAGCAAACUGUGAGAUUCUGGGUUUUUGUAGCGAAAAGUAGAGGAACCAAUCAGACAAUGUCCGUAGUUUGCAGAUGUGUGUGCGUUUCCUCUCUAGGUGAACAAGAUAAAAGAAGAGAAACCGUUUUUGUUUUGCACGACUAUAGCAGACUAAUGAAGGCUGUGCUGAAGUUGUCUACUGAUCUCAGAGGACUUUGUGUUAAAGUUCAUGUUUUUUAAAGCUGAAAUAGAAGAAAGACCAUUUCGUAAUUCUCAGUAUAUUGAUGUUAAGGAGAACUUUUUCAUUACGGUUUUAUUAUUGUUUUUCUUUAAUAUUAAGUAAUGAAACAGUAUUUUCGUGCUUGCUCUUGUUUAGUAUCAUGUCAGCUAAUUAUCCACCAAUAUAUACAUUUUAUGUUUUAGUGACUUACAGUUUCAAUGCCAGUAAGACACCAAAGCACAUAUAUAAGUAUGCAUAAGUUUAGCUGAGUUAAAUUGUCCUGAUAUCGUUGGGUGCAAAGAUUUCUUCACCUCUUUAUUUGUUUUCUGUCUUGUAUUUCUGCCUUUCACUUUAGUUCAGCUUGGCUUAUUACUAGUUUAGAUGUUUAAUAAUGAUUAUGUUCUGUACUUUUUGGAAAUGUAGUUUGCCUUUAAAAGAUUAGGAGCAUAUUUUUUAAUGUGCUCCCUGUUGUACCGUACCGGCCAUAUCCUUUGACGCCUGCGGUAAGGAUGCAUGAAAAGUGUUAAAACAAAUUCAUGUUUUGUUGCAGGAGCAUAACAUCACCCUGAAAAAUUAACGUUUAAUUUGAAUGCAUUUCAUAUCCAGUGGUAAAAAACACUUCAUGUUCAGCAAAGGUUUUCAACAAAAUCACCAAUUUGUAAUAUUAUUGGUUCCCCUGAUGUCAGUAAUCUGUACACCACCUUUUGCCAACAGGACAGGGUUGUAACCUUUUGUACAGAGAGAAGGAUGUUUGGCUGUUGCUCUUUAGACAAGCUGCGUAGAACGUCUUGUGCUCGAUCUUCUGUAGGAUUUCGGCCUGUGGACUGAGAUGAGGGUAGGAGAAACACGAUUUUGUGUCAGCUGAACCAUUUGAGUGUUGAUUUGGCCACGUUUUGGAUCAUUAUCCUGUUGAACCCCCCAAUGAUGACCCAUUCUUAGUUUAAUGGUAGAGUCCACCUGAUUUGUAUCAAAAAUUUCUAAGAGCAAAUGAUGUCAUGUACUCUAACAAGGUUCCCAGCGCCUUGGAAGAGAAACAAGCCCACAGCAUCAUAGAUCCUCCACCAAAACUAACAGUGGCCAUGAGGUGCUUUACGCCAAACCCAUCUGGUGUGUUUGUUGCUGAAAUCUUGCCCAAGGGUCCAGUUAAAGUCUCAGUAGAAUUUUGCAAGCUCCACAUUUUUACGUUUGUACAGGUAGGAAGGAAAAUACUUUUUUUCUGGUGUCACUACUAAAUAAUCAGUUCCCGUGGAAAUGGUGUCUAAUGCUUGUUGGAGACUUGGUGACCCCCCCCCCCCCAAGAUGCAACUCUUUGCAGCCAGGAUCAAUAUGGGUUCUGAUCCAGCCCAGUUGACAUGAGAAAUGGGCCUCUGUGUCAAGUCAAAGAUAUGCUUCAGGGAAACAGAACUUCAUAUAUUAGUAAUUAAAACACCAUAGAAACUCUGAUCACUUAAAAAAAAAAAGUAUAAAUUAACCAAAUGCUUCAGUUACGUUUAUUUUAAAGCGGUUGUUGAGGUGUCAACAGUGGUGCCACGGCUAAUUUUGUUAAAAGUAAUUAUUUCUUUUUUUCCCUCACUGAGUAAAUUCACUCAAAUGAAAGGUUGGAUUUUUCUUCAUUGUUUUACUGAGGGUUUAGGCUGCUGCAAUGAAAGACGAAUUCAUUGUGAGACUUUUUAGACAUCUUUACCAGGGGUGGUCAUAAAUGUGGCCGGUGUUGCAACCUGAACCGAUCAGACUUUUUCACAUUCAGCUUCCACCCACUCAUCUCUCCCCCUCAUGAGAUCACUCUGUGUUUAUUGUCUUUAUCGUGUCCACUUCAUUGUUCAUCCUACCUCACAAACACAAACUUGUAAUAUUUGUGCUUCUUUUUUGGGUGACUGAUAUUGUCCACAGGAUGAAAAUAACUAAUAGUAGCCAAAAAACUCACAAUUAACUCACAAUUAAUUCGUGAAAUACAAUUAUUGAAGGAUUAUUAUGAAUAGUAAGAUAUUUGCUCCAGUAAAUGGAGAGAAAAGCAUUGUGAUGCUAUCGUCUCCUCAACACUGUGAUUUAUGUGAAGCACAAAAAUUUAGUAAUUAUUCCUGGUAAAAUCUUUAUAAUUUACUGUUUGCAUUCAUAAUUUUGUCAGUAUUUAGCUUAAUUGCUUGCUGUCUUGAAAAUAUGUUUUGGUUUAUCUAAAUCUAGUUUUUCUGAAUAAUCACCUUUUUUUUAAAAAAACAUUUAGUUCUGUAUUCUGCCUAAUUUGACUCCUGUUCAUCUCUAGCCUUGUUAUUGCUUGAGACGGACUGCCAGCACCUUAGACUGAUGAGGUUUGUCUGUGAUGAUUGUAUAAAAAAUGAACAAUAAAGCAUGUUAAUUCACA
Girardinichthys multiradiatus is the source of this 6610-nucleotide messenger RNA. RefSeq names its product AMP deaminase 2-like. The coding region runs from base 591 to 2996 and encodes 801 amino acids. Lineage: Eukaryota; Metazoa; Chordata; Actinopteri; Cyprinodontiformes; Goodeidae. The record is from RefSeq and is a predicted model, not a curated record. Gene Ontology annotation, cellular component: cytosol. Gene Ontology annotation, biological process: AMP metabolic process; IMP salvage. Gene Ontology annotation, molecular function: AMP deaminase activity. The transcript has 18 exons.